Odontomachus brunneus is the source of this 1613-nucleotide messenger RNA. RefSeq names its product juvenile hormone acid O-methyltransferase-like. The transcript is spliced from 7 exons. Bases 562 to 1416 code for a protein of 284 amino acids. Lineage: Eukaryota; Metazoa; Arthropoda; Insecta; Hymenoptera; Formicidae. The record is from RefSeq and is a predicted model, not a curated record.
UAUAAACAAUUACGUGAAAUUUCGAGAUAUUGAUAAAAAAAGAUUAACGAACCACCUUACGCAAUAUUGUGAAACAAGUUCCGUUAGCGCAAGAUAUCAUCAAAAUUGUUUGAAAUGUGGUUGUUUGUUUGCGACACGCUCACCAUACAUCGGAAAAUAAUUAUUAUCACGCUGUUCGCAUCCUUAUUCUACCUUGAGCUAUCAGUCGAUAUCCGACUAUGCUAAAAUACAAUAGUGUUUUAACCAUUUUCGAUAAGAUCUUGCGCUUACAGAGUCCAAUAACGUGCGCUCAGAUUCGUCAAUUUUUUUAGUAUCUCAAAAUCUUACGUAGUUAUUUGCGAAAUGCUAGAGCUCUUCGUGUUCAGGUUAACAUGUUUCACUUUCACAUGUGUGCUUUUGUAUACCUUGCGUCAAACACUGUACACAGCGUAUCUCGACCCUUCAUGAUGACCCUUGGUGAGAACGUAGAACGGAUUUAGAUUCUGUGUUGAAGAUUUUUCAAGAACGGUGAUAUUUUAUCAAGGAAAUAGACAUUUUACAUAUUAUUCUCUUCAACUCAAUAUGGUAAAUCCGAAGAAAUACAUCCAAACAAACAAUAUAUCACAUUCUGCUAUACAACAUUUACUUGAGGAGUUUGAAGAAGAAUUAGUAUGUAUGUCAGGAAAGGGUAUAGAUAUUGGUUGCGGUCCCGGUGACGUUACAAGACAAAUGCUCUUACCCACACUCCACCCAAACGCGGUAGUCAUUGGUACUGAUGUGUCGAAGGACAUGAUCGAAUAUGCCAAGGAAUUACACGCUGACGAAGAACGACUCAAAUUCGAAAUUCUCGAUAUUCAAACUAAACAUCUGCCUGAAAAACACAUUUCUGAAUAUGAUCACGUAUUCUCAUUUCACGCUUUGCAUUGGUGCGCUGAUAUGCGACAAGUAUUUAAGAAUAUCUAUCGCUUACUUCGACCUGGCGGAACUGUGCUAAUAUUAAUGGUAAUAUCUCACGACGUAUUUGAUAUUUUACAUAAAUUGUCGCAAGACAAUCGAUAUACGUCGUACAUAAAGCAUGCGAAUAAUUUCAUUCCUGAAUUCCACAAUUCGGAUCAUCCCCAUAAAGAUCUAAAAGCAUUAUUCAAAAGUGUUGGGUUUAAUGUCCAUCACUGCAGUCAUCGAGAGAGAACCCAUUCUGCUAAUGACGCACAGGAAUUACCAGAACUUUUAUUCUCUUUCCUAACGCAAUUUUUUGAGGACAUGCCUCAUGAUCGAAUGGCAGAAUUAGAAGAUAAGUUUACACAGGAAUAUAUGAAAAGAAGAUUUUUCCAUAAACAGGGAUCCAAUCAAAAUGAAAAAGUUGUAUCAGAUCUACACGAAAUAUUAAUAGUUUAUGCACAAAAGGAUAAUGACGUUGAAAAUAUGUGUAUAUUGUAACCAUGUCACGUCGUCGAUGAUUGCACGACAUAAUAAAGCACAUUUGCCUAUAUUUUACAAUCAUAAUUAUUGCAUUACACGAUUAGUUGAUUGUCAGGAUUAAAAUAGAUUUAAUAAUGCUUAUAUAUGAGCAAAGUGAACUAAAGUUAAUACAUGUAUUUUAAUUAUAAUAUAAUAAAUAUAUGACGCAAUUAUAA